CACACGGAGCGCGUGCAGUCGCUCUCUGUCGGUUGUAACAGCGGAACGUUACCGGCACGCGGUACUUUUAAACUCCGUGGAUAAAUAUCGGCUCACACAAGGUGUAAAAGUUUUUUAGCGACGUGUCUGAAUCUUCUGAGAGAGAAGAAAGAAACUGAAGGAGAAGAAGAAGGAGUUUACAGCCGAGUGUGUCAGCUUACUCAUCAAGAUAAAGAGAAUAAUGUGUGCAUGAAAGAGCCCCAGACAGAGAGGAGGACAGAUGUUUAUCAUGUUUCACGUCUACACAGCAUAGUUGGUCUCACUAAACAUCCCUGAUUUCUUUAAGGCCACAUAAUGGUAUCAAAAGGUCAGACUUCCCCUUUUCUGUCAGGGGAUUUCUUAUUUAUCCCAAACUGAGGAGCCGUACUUCUUCACAGUAACUUAAACAUUACCAAAAACAUGCUUCCUAGUGAAUCAUGCCAUAACAUCACCUGCAAUACCACUCUGACUGUUGAUGGCGAUGGCACUCCGGUAACAAGCACCAUCAUGUUCCUGGCUGCUGUGGUUGGAAACCUUCUGGCUCUCUUCAUCCUCGGCGUGCACCAGAAGGAACAUCGCUCCAGGUCCUCCGUCUUCUGCAUCCUGGUGACCGGCUUGGCCCUCACUGACCUGCUGGGCACCUGCAUCCUCAGCCCCAUGGUGUUCAUCUGCUACGCCCGCAACUUAUCCCUGAUCGGGCUGGGUGGUGAAAGCCUGUGCAAACUCUUCGGCUUUGCAGUGAUUUUCUUCGGCCUGGCGCCCACACUCAUCCUGUGUGCCAUGGCUGUGGAACGCUGCCUGGCUCUCAGUCAUCCUUACUUUUACUCAGGGCACAUUCGCCGCAGCUUUGCAAAAUUCACCCUUUUCUUUAUUUAUCUAUUUUCUUUGACUUUCUGCCUCCUGCCAUAUGCUGGCUUUGGCAAAUUCAGACAGUACUGUCCUGGGACGUGGUGCUUCAUCGACAUGGAUGCAACAGGAGAUGUGCGGGCCAACAUUGUGAGAGCCUUCUCCGUGUCCUACUCCUCACUCAUUUCUCUGCUGAUCCUGGCUGUGUUUGUGUGCAACGGCUCAGUCAUUGUCAGCCUCUGCAAGAUGCACAGAAACCAGCUGAUGAGACGCGGCUCGGUCGGGUCAAACGCGAGGAAGAGGAAGCUGAGUUUGGCCUGGUUUGGACAGGGAGAAGAGGAGAUGGACCACCUGGUGCUGCUUGCUCUCAUCACAGUCAUCUUCGUUGUCUGCUCCCUGCCGCUCACGAUCGCUGGCUUCAUCAACGCCAUUCAUCCAUUCUGUGGAGACACGGAGAACCUGACCGCCUUCCGCUUCUACGCCCUCAACCCCAUCGUGGACCCCUGGGUAUUCAUCAUCUGCCGCAAGUCCGUGUUUCGCCACCUUCGCUCACUGCUCAGCUGUCACUUAGGCAGACGAGCGGUGAAGACGACGGCACACUGUGCCCUGUCUUUACCUCUCGACCAUCACAUACGGGCCAAUCCUCCUGAUGUGACACUUCCUCAGACCAACAUAUACCCCAGUGUAGCCCUGUGACCCACAGAAGCCCUCUGCUCCACAGGGUGAGCAGAGGCCUGGAGGCUUUAACGUCUGAUCAUUCAGUGAAAACAGUUUUGAAUGAAACAUUUGGGUACAUGUUUCAUCUGAAGCCAUAAAGACUGGGAUGAAGAAGACAGAAAUCUUAGGUUUGUGGCUGUUAAAGUUUCACUUUGAACUAACUUUGAAAAAAAUGAUUGCACUGAAGGUCUUAAACUUCAAAUGAAUGAUGGACGCUGUUUCAGAUUGUGCUGUAAACUAAACAGCAUUAUGAAAUUCAUCAAAACGUAUCCUGUCAUGGGUAAUAUACUGCAAAUUGACAAUGUAUGCACUCAAUUUACCUCUGUGGGUAAACUAUAUGCAUGAAUGUAUUCUCACAAUUUUCUUUUUGCUCUGUCCUUAACAAAGGUCGUAGUUCAGAAUAUUAUUAUUGUAUAUAAUUAUAAAACAAUGUUAUGUAAUUAUAAGUAUAAUUUAUCAGCUACGCUUGAGCAGGAUCUAUAAGAGAGGCAUAUUUUAUUUAAGUUAGACGAUUUGAAUAACAGAAUUCAAACCUUUAAGUUUCCCAGAUAAGAUUUUCUGUAUUACAGGUCAAAUAACAGAAAUAGCAACCUAAUAUCUAGAACACCUUAUUGCUUAUACCACCAAACGAAGAAUCAUUAGCAAAUGCUAAACGUUAUUGUCAGCACGCAAACAUAUUCACAGUGAGAAUGCAAAGUGGCUCACAUGCUGUUGAUCUAAACUUUUUAUCUGCACUAAAAUUGUUAUUAAAAAAAGCAAGGACCACCAAAUGAAGCUGAGGCUUAGGGUAAUGUUGCAUAGUUUUUGUCAUACACCAAAGCACCGAAUAAUAUAAAAAUGUGACCGUUUAAUAGCUUUAAAGGAGAAGUUAAAAAGUAUAAAGUAAUUUUUGUUUAUUCUCUUUGUGCCAUAGGAAACUGAACAAAAUAUAACAACAACUAACCCCUAAUUUCCACUGACUUCAAGAACCAUGCAGUCUCCAUUUACAAACAUUUAUGACACAAAAUGGGUCGUUCUGAAGAGCUCAGUGAUUUCAAGUGUGGUACUGUGAUGGAUGCCACCUUUGCAAUAAGACUGUUGUGAAAUUUCAUCCCUGCUCUAUAUUACAGUCAGCUGUAAAUUAUGUUAUUAGAAAGUGGAAGCAUUUAGGAACAACAGCAGCUCAGCCACAAAGCGAAAGGCCACCUGGAAUCACAGAGUGGGGUCAACAACUGCUGAGGUGCAUGGUGCAUAAGCCUCCAGCACUCUGCUGAUUCCAUAGCCCAAGAGCUGUGAACUUCCACUGGCAUUACUGUAACUGCAAAAACGGUGUGAUGGGAGCUCCAUGGAAUGGGUUUCCAUGGCUGAGAAGCCUCACAUUACCAAGUUCAAUGCCAAUUAUCCUAUGGAAUGGUGUAAAGCACAUCGAAACUGGACUGUGGAGCAGUGGAAACGUGUCCUGUGGAGUGUGAAUCACACUUCACUGUUUGGCAGUCUGGGUUUGGCGGAUGCAGGGAGAACAUUCCCUGCCUGACUGUAUUGUGCCAACUAUUAAGCUUAGUAGAGGAGGAAUUAUGGUAUGGGGCUGUUUUUCAGGGUUUGGUCUAGACCUCUUAUCUCCAGUGAAUGCCAAUCUUAAUGCUUCAGCAGACCGAGGCAUUUUGGACAAUGCUAUGCUUCCAACUUUGUGGCAGUUGGGGAAGGCCCUUUUCUAUUCUAACAUGACUGUACCCCAGUGCACAAACAAGGACUAUAAAGACAUGGUUUAAUGAUUUCUUUAUGGAAGACCUUGCUGGCCCACACAGAGCCCUGACCUAAACUCCUGACCUAAACUCCAGCGAGCUUAGGAUAAACUGGAACAAAGAUUGUGAGCAACAAAUUCCCACAAAAACACCCACAAUCUUCUGGAAAGCCUUCCAAGAGGAGUGGAGGCUGUUAAAGCUGCAAAAGCCGGACCAACUCCAUAUUAGCCUACAUGUAUUUGUAUUUGUAUUUGCAAUGUCAUUACAGUCCCUGACACUUUACAUGGUCAGGUUUCUGAAUACUUUUGUCCAUAUAGUGUACAUGCCAGGUCUUUGGCCACUACCAUAAUGCAUCAGUCCAUGUAAAGCAGAUCCAACCAAACAGGAGGAAGAACAAACGAAGUGUCCAGUCAACUUCACAAUGUGAAGACUUACGACUGUAUAUCUCAUCACUACUUCAACAUCACGUCUCCUCCUGUGGAAAAAGCCACAAGUCAUCAUUCAAUCAGAGGAUCACGGGCUGUGUCCACUUCUUACACAUUGUCUGUGUUUUUUAGCCAUUUAAUUAACAUGCAAACAUCAUGGAUAUUGUGACCUUUUUUAGUGGUUUUGUAUGAGUCAGGAGACUCAAGCUUCUUGGAAAUCUGAAUGUCUGCAACAGAUUUCAUGGCCAUCAAUUUAACAGCUGUUGAAAUAAAUCAGUCCAGACUCUGCUGUCGCAAAAGCAAAAAGAUCAUUCUUUGAAGACGCUCAAAAAAAGGGUGAAACAAAUAAACACACAAGUUGAACCUGGAUGAGCUCAUGUGGGACUUUUGAGCCUGAGUUUGCUCCAGCUGUGUUACUUUUUGAUCUUUGAAUCUUUUUUUUUGCUACUGCAAGUACUUUUGAGACUCUUAAGGCUUGUUUCCUUUACUGUGAUUCACCAAAUGUUCCAGUUUUAUUCCUGCACCUGUAAGAGAUACAACCAGUACUCUGAAUCUUGGGCAAGAACACUGUUAAAAAUGCCACAUUUUCAGUAAAUUUUAAAAAAGAAGUGGUUAUGAAAAAGGUCCCAUCUUAUCUCUUAAUUCUUUGCACUGCAUGAAACAUUUGAUUUCAUCCCUCCUUUACCUUAUCACUGAUUUCUAAGCUACCUGAUAACCUGUGAAUGUUUUUAAGUCUUGUAUUUCAAAAAUGCUGCAAAAAGCACCGUGAGAAUGUCUUUUGUUUGUAUUUUGAUGCUGUAGCUGCAUUAAAUGUGGUGUAUUUAUGGCUUUUGCACUGUGCUAUGAUGGUGUGUAUCCUAACAGUUGAAUUGCUUUGGUUCAUUCAGUGGAGUACAAAAAUAUUCUGGUAACAGAUGUGGUGUUCAAGCACAUUCACGUUUUUGCUUUAAAGUCUGAAAAGUCUUAGUCAUGCAUGACCCUAGGUGAGUCAGUGAGAUACGUUCCCACUCGCAUAUGGUCUUUGAGGGUAUAAAUGUGAGUUGUAUAGUGUAAAAAAUUAUUCUUUAUAUGGUGCACAUUUUGUUCAUGUGGAAUAAAGUAUUGAUAAAAGAAAAAAGGCUGAGCUGACGCCUAUGUCUGUUCACAGAGAAACAGAUUUGUUUAGGGACUGUGAUAUUUAACAGUCCUACCUGUUAAAACAUACCGUUCUCGACGUAGUUUGUGAGCGUCAGGAGACUUCGCUGUGCGAUUACAGUUCAUGAAAAAGAAGCAAUGACAAGAUAAACAGAAGAUCAUCAUGUUUAAGUUGAGAAUGUGAUUUGUUUUGAUUGUCUGAAUGCUAACGUAGGUCUCGACAGUAUAAACUUACGUCAUUGUGUAGUGUCUAAGGAAUGUUAAUAAACUGACAACUACACACCAAAAAUAUGAUUGUGGAGAUUAUUGCAGCACAUCAACUAGGGCUUUCACCAAUAAUGAAUUAAUUGUGAUGUGAUUAAUGUCCAUAAUUCUGCAUGUAUAUAUAUUUAAUAGCUUGAUUUCACUUUCAGCACACUGCAACAUCUGCAACAAGGACAACACCACUCCUUAAUGCCAAGUCAAGUCAUCUGCACCUUGUGAUAUUAAACAUUUCAU
Cheilinus undulatus (humphead wrasse) is the source of this 5359-nucleotide messenger RNA. It is a transcript of the gene ptgir, whose product is annotated as prostaglandin I2 receptor. Gene Ontology annotation, biological process: positive regulation of cytosolic calcium ion concentration; negative regulation of smooth muscle cell proliferation; adenylate cyclase-activating G protein-coupled receptor signaling pathway. Gene Ontology annotation, molecular function: prostacyclin receptor activity; thromboxane receptor activity. NCBI's taxonomy places the organism in Eukaryota, Metazoa, Chordata, Actinopteri, Labriformes, Labridae. The transcript has 3 exons. The coding region runs from base 439 to 1560 and encodes 373 amino acids. The record is from RefSeq and is a predicted model, not a curated record. Gene Ontology annotation, cellular component: plasma membrane.